AUGUCUUCAGCGGCCUUUUCCUAUGCCCAGGCCGCUCGGGGCCCAGCUCCUACACAACUUAACACACAGGUGGCGUCGAGCCCCGCGCCAUCAACAGUUGACUCCAAUGUCAAGGACGAUGUAUCAACUGGCAACUCGUCUGUGACUGCCCCUUCUGUCACCUCCAACAUUGCCCUGGACGCCGAGCAGAGCAUCCAGCCAGAUUCCGAGAAUGGGACAGCCAAGGUCUCUGCCGAUACUGCCUCGCAGACUACCCCAACAUCCACGGUUGUGCCGACAGCCGACAUCGAGGAGAAGAAGGAGCAGGGGAGCGCCAACGUCAACUCACAGCAGCAGUCAGAUGCGAGAAGCUCGAGGUCAGCCAGCAGGACAUCCAGGAGGAAUGACAAUGGAGAGAACAAGAAGGGACGCAAGGGCAAGAAGUCGCGGGGUCAGGAUAAGGAGGCCGAGCAGCAAGAGGAGGCUGCCGAGAAGCAGGCCGAGAAGCCUGUGUACACAGAAGCCGCCAUUCCUUCUGUCAAUCCUUGGUUGAAGCGUGCCGAGGGACUCCAGUCCAAGACUCAGACUGCCUCAACGGCUGAUGCUGCCGAAACCAAGAUUUCUGAGGCUGCUGAGGCUCAGCCUGUGGUGAACGAUGUUAAUGGAGACAAAGCUGCCCACAAGAAGCAACCAGAUUCCCGGGCUGCUGAACAGGCCCCCCGCAGAAACGCCCCCCGAGGUGCUCGUGCCAACGACAAGGAGGAGAAGACUUCGGUGACGUUGCCAUCGGUCGCUGAUGCUUCUGCCUGGCCGGAACCUAAGGCCACUGCUGCUGCCGUCAAGGAGCAGCAACCCACUCGCAAGUCAGUUGAGAAGACUGAGAACUCAGCAAAGGAGGGCCAAGAUGAGGCGGCUCCCAAGAAGAAGGACUGGAAGAAGCUCGAGAUCAGCCACUCUGUCGUUUUUGAGACACAGCUGCCUACUCCUCGCAGCUCGAAACCCCGCGGUGGGGCUCGCGGUGGUCGUGAGUCUGGUUCCAUGCGGGGCAACCUCAAUGGUUCCGCUACAUCACCUACUGCCGCUGGUCCUGCUGCCGAGAAGGCUGUCCCAGCCGGAGGUGCUCCUGGUCCUCGUGCCACCGCUCGGCCCCGUGAGGGCAGUCUGCCAGCUCGCUCCGUUGGGCAGAACCAGACCGCCUCACCUACCAAGCGUGGCUCCGCUGAUGCCAGUACUCAGGACCAGCAGAAGCCUGCUGCUUCCGCUAGUAAUGAACAACCUCGUGAGAAGACCCAAUCUUCAUCCAGAAGAUAUACCAAGGACAUCCGCACUGAGAACGGCCAGCUGAGUACUGAGGGUGGAUCAACCCCAGUUCGUCCUUUUCCCCAGGAACGGGUCAACGGCUUCCACCCCAAGGACGGUGCUCAGGGCAAUGUCAAUGGACACCAUUACCCUGUUCGCGAGAACCGCCCAGAGCGCGGUCGCGGUGGCUAUCGGGGCCGUGGCGGCCACAAUGGUGCUGGCGCUCAUGCCACCGGGUCUGCAGGCUUCCAGGUCAACGGACAUUAUCCCACACAGAACGGGUUCCAUGGCCACUCGCACUCUCGUCAAGCACACUCUGCCCAGAGCCCCCCGCCGUUCAAUGGCCAGUUUCCCCAAACUUUCCCCAACCAGGGCAGGGGCCGCGGCAAAUGGAACGGGGCGAACCAACAUAGCCCUCGUGGCAACCACAUGAGCGCCGGUUAUCCUCCCAAGUCGGCCAAUCCCGUACAUGAUUUCCAGGCCCCAGUCUACCCGCCUGUCAUGUACCCGUAUGGCCCUGAGGCUAUGAUCAAGAACCAGGUAGAGUUCUACUUUUCCCUCGACAACUUGUGCAAAGACUACUUCUUGCGCAAGAUGAUGGAUGGGCAGGGAUUUGUGCGCCUUGAGGCCAUUGCCAACUUCCCCCGUGUGCAGCAGCUGACUACAGACCUCAACGUCCUGCGCUACGCUUGCUUGCACCUGGAGAAUGUCGAGUUCGUCGUUGGUGAUGACAAUAUUGAGAGGCUCCGGUCUGGCGACGCCAGAAGGGCUACUUUCAUUCUGCCUGAAGACCAACGUGAGCCUGCUUCCAGGCAUGCUGGGCCUGCCAAUUUCCGGGUCAUGAACAGUCAAAACCCUUAUGCCUCCUUUGGCGCCAUGGCUCCGCCUAUGAUGGGCUACUCUCAGUACCCUGACGGACACAUGUACCAGCCUGAAUUUAUGCCCAGAGCUCACAACGAGUUCGCUGUCAACGGCAAUGGUGCGGUGAACGGUUAUCAUCACUACCCCCAUGAUUCCCAGCUUUCCGCUGGUGUUCCUGCGUUUGCCCCCCCAGAGGAGCCUGUGUCUCUGGAGAGCAUGACUAAGUUCUCAGACUCCCAUGUUGAUAAUCUUGUCAUUGUCCUGGGUGCCAAGGAUAGCGAAGAGACUGCUGCUGCUGUCGCGGGUUAUGUUGCCAACGGUAACACCCAGGACGGCUCUGAGCCUACCAUUGUGUGGAUCCAGGAGACUCAACCUGAGAAGCAUGAGCGUCAACCAUAUCACGAAAUCCGCAAGACUGCUCUCGAACGCCGCCAAGGGGCUCAGGCCGGUGAGGUUCCAGAGGAGAUGCAGAACCUCUACCGCUUCUGGUCAGAGUUUCUCCUUAGCAAUUUCAACGCCAAAGUAUAUGAGGAGUUCAGAAACUUGGCUUUUGAGGAUGCCUCCAGCUCAAUUCCCGCGACUGCCGGGCUCAAGACCCUUCUUGGCUUUUAUGACAAGCUCUUGUUGGACACGUCUGUCCCCAAGCCAUGGCCGAGCCAUCGGGCGUUCCCUCUCGUUCUGACCGAGCACCUUCAGGCGGCCAAGGAUCUCGAUCAGAAGACACAGCCUCACGUUGUCAUCUAG
Podospora pseudopauciseta is the source of this 2883-nucleotide messenger RNA. RefSeq lists its product as uncharacterized. The transcript is spliced from 2 exons. The record is from RefSeq and is a predicted model, not a curated record. Gene Ontology annotation, cellular component: cytoplasmic stress granule; cytosol. Lineage: Eukaryota; Fungi; Ascomycota; Sordariomycetes; Sordariales; Podosporaceae. Bases 1 to 2883 code for a protein of 960 amino acids. Gene Ontology annotation, biological process: positive regulation of translation; mRNA stabilization. Gene Ontology annotation, molecular function: RNA cap binding.